GCGCUUUCUUCCGGUUUCGUUGUGCGGUUUCGUUCCGCUUUUGUCGUUUUAAUGCUUCUCAUACACAACACAGAUGGCACCCGUUCGAUCGCUAACACACUUAAGUCUCACUAAAACAAAGGAAAUGAAACUUGAAAUAUGCGACCUACAAGAAACAGUCUUGUUUACUAUCUUCUCUGACAUCGAAUGCAGACUUGUGGAGCAUAGUUGUUUUACCAAAACAACAGAAAGGACAGGGUUACACUUAAAGCGUUUCAUAAACUAACUGUUUCUUUAGGUUGUACAAUGAAAUUGACCAACACAAAACCCGUCUCGCUCUUCACACUGAUUCUGCUAUUUCACACUGUCCAAGCAGAAGCUUCUCAUGAUGACAUUGAUGAAGUGAGGAUCCUGGUUGUGGGGGUCAGAGGUCAGUCCAGAUUCAGUGCUGCAGAUCUACUGUCAGGAAGGAAAGACGGAGGACAGGAGGACAGAGAGAUUGUAAAGACUCCAGUAAUUACAGACGGGGCUCGUAGAAUGAUGCUGGUCACUGGACCAAACCUCUGUGAGGAGGACGCAGCGAGACAGAGCUUCACAACAGCGCUGUUUCUCUCAUCUCCUGGACCUCACGCCGUUUUAAUGCUCCUGAAUCUGGAAGAUCACCAAUCACAACAGUGUGAUAUUGAGAAACGAGCCCAGGAGCUGCUGGGAGCAGAAGUCCUGCAGUACUGCAUUGUUCUUCUGCUCCAAAACCACCAGGAACCUUUGACAGGAGCGUCCAGAGGGAUUGCUGGAGAAAUGAUCAACGCAUGUGGAGGAAGAAUUCACAUCAUAAGAGACUCUGAACCAAAACCUGCUCAAAGAGCAGCUCUUAUAGCGGAAAUAGACAAGUUAGGUCAGCUCAAUGGUGGCAGCUUUUAUUCAGUUCAUAAAUUAGAAACUGUAGAAACCAUUCAAGAUAUGCAUGAAAACCAGGUUUUAUCUGUAAUAUAUGAAACUUUUGGAGGAGCAGUUGGAAUCAUAGGAUGGAUUUUCUUCAUUUCAGUAACUGCUCUUGCUAUUUACACUAAAGGAAAGGAAAUAAAUUUGAUUUAUGGGGCAGCAUUUACUGUAUUUGUAUUGUUUAUGGUCUAUCUAAGACGUUUUCUGAGUCCAGAUCUUGCCAUCCCACUUAAUUUGGCCUUAUUAUCAUCAUUAGCAACUGCUGCUAAUACUUCCAUGCGCUAA
Molecule: messenger RNA, 1206 nt
Organism: Carassius auratus (goldfish)
Lineage: Eukaryota; Metazoa; Chordata; Actinopteri; Cypriniformes; Cyprinidae
Product: GTPase IMAP family member 5
Exons: 4
Coding region: 286-1206 (306 amino acids)
Molecular function (GO): GTP binding
Source: RefSeq, a predicted model, not a curated record